Helobdella robusta is the source of this 1131-nucleotide messenger RNA. RefSeq lists its product as hypothetical. The transcript is spliced from 5 exons. Gene Ontology annotation, biological process: smoothened signaling pathway; commissural neuron axon guidance; central nervous system development. Lineage: Eukaryota; Metazoa; Annelida; Clitellata; Rhynchobdellida; Glossiphoniidae. Gene Ontology annotation, cellular component: plasma membrane; dendrite; cilium. The record is from RefSeq and is a predicted model, not a curated record. The coding region runs from base 1 to 1131 and encodes 376 amino acids. Gene Ontology annotation, molecular function: patched binding; transmembrane signaling receptor activity.
AUGAGUGAAAAAUGUUCCACGAAGCCACUGCCUGGCAAUCACUGCCGACGCAUGCCCACCAACAGUUGCUUGUCUGGCAGCACCUCCCACUCCCUCACCUCUUUCUACCAUUUGUCUUAUAAGACCCAAGAGGAGGUCGAUGAAAAUUUAUCAAGAUGGCAGAACAUUCGUAACGUGCCAAAGUGCUGGGACGCCAUAAGGCUUCUACUCUGCACUGUCUUCCUGCCAAACUGUCAGUACAAUUCCAGCAGUGACACAUCUCGAGUUCAGUUGCCUGACAAAGAGCUGUGCAAAAAGGUGAAAGAGCCGUGCAAGUUGAUUGAUGAGUUAAAACUCUGGCCACGUUAUUUGCAGUGUGAUAAACUUAACACUUCCACUGGCUGUCUUAAAGAGAUAAAGUUUGCAGGGUUUCAAACUCCUGGCACUUGUGUUGAUCCUUUGACAAUUAGCAACAACUCCAAAUUAUGGUACUCUGGCUUUGAGGGCUGUAGUUUAAAGUGCCAAAAUCCAUGGUUUGAUGAUAAUGACCAUGUUGUCAUGCAUACAUUAGUUGCCCUCUUGGCCAUCAUUUGCAUGAUUUGUAAUGUUUUUGCAAUUAUAACAUUCAUAUUGAACUGGAGUCACCUCAAUGUCUUUCCUGACAACAUAAUUUUCCACUUGAACAUCUGCUUCUUUGUGUGCACGUGCUUCUGGCUGGUUCAGUUCGUCCCAGGGCUACGUUAUGACGUCAUGUGCAAUCCUGAUGACGAUACUCCGGUCCGGACUGACGCACUGUUCAGAUGCAGUCUGACCUUCAUGGUCAUCUACUUCUUCAGCUUUGCAUCACUGCUGUGGUUAUCCGUCCUGGCAUACACCUGGCACAAGACGUUUGAGAAAUCUCGCGAGAGUAUUAGGAGGAAGAAGGUUUUUCUUCACGUUGGUGUCUGGGCCGUAACUGUAGUGCUUACUGUUCUCUCCGUGGCUCUUGUUCAACUGGAGGGCAACACUUUGACUGGGAUAUGCUUCAUAUCAUCCGUGAACAACAUCACAUACAAAUUUUUCCUCAUACUCGUUCCGUUUGUCAUUGUCUGGUUUCUCAGUUUAUAUUUCUUCUUUAAAGGUCAGUGGCUCUUUUUCGAGUGUGAUACUUGA